UCGUCCACUUGACUUGACUCCGUGAUAUUGCAUUUCUCAGCCAGCUUACCCACCUUCUUUUAAACAUAACAUCUCUCAUUCAAAUCCAACCUUUAUACUACUCACUCAUUACACUCACCCUUAACUCAAACCAUAACCUACCCUUUCCAAAGCAAAAAUCCCAACCAAAGACACACACCACUACAGAAAGAAAGAAUGUCCGGCAGCGGCAGCGGCAGUGUCAACACCCCCCCCAAUGGGGAACCCCCCGAAACCGACCUCGACAGCAUCGGCCACCACUGCGACCUGGAAUACUGCCACCAACUCGACUUCCUCCCCUUCCGCUGCGCCUCCUGCAGGGGCGUGUUCUGCCUCGACCACCGCACCGAAUCCGCCCACCAGUGUCCUCGCGCGGGGGAAUGGGCGCGCAGCAGCAGCAGCGCCACCACCACCACCUCAACCCCAACCUCCGCCUCAACCUCCUCAACCCCCCCAACCAAACCAAAUAUCCACAACACAGCCCAAUGCAGCCACCUCGCCUGCAAAACCCUCAUCCACACCCUCUCCGAACCGGGCGUCCGGUGCCCCGAAUGUCGGAGGGAGUAUUGUCUCAAGCAUCGGUUGCGGGAGGGGCAUGCUUGCCAGCCUUUCCCCCGGAGUGGUGGUAAGGGGGGUGGGGGUGCUGGGCAAGGGCAAGAUACGCUGAAGUCGAUGUUCGCGCGGGUGCGGGGCAGCUUUGCUUCGCUUGCUUCGGGGGGUAGCGGUGGGGGUGGGGGGAAUGCAGGGAAGAGUCUAGGGGAUAAGAAUAAGGGGGCUACGGCUACGGCUACGGCUACGGCUACGGCUACGACUACGACUACGACUACGACUACCAAGAAAAGCAAGCCGGUCAAUCGCGCGAUGGCGGUCAACGCCCUCAAGCGCACGGCCAAGGGGGAUGCGGCUGUGCCUGCGGAGCGGAGGGUGUAUCUUUCUGUUGAGGCGGCGGCGGCGCCUACUAGGUCUGCUGCUGCGGCGGCGGCGGGGGCUGCGGGGGCAGGGGCAGCAGGGGCGUUUUGGUUCGAUGGGAAGUGGAAGGUCGGGCGGGUGCUGGAUGAUGCGGCGCGGAGGCUCGGAGUUGAGAAUGUUAAUAACCGCGUGGCUGGGGAGGAGGAGCGGCUGCGCGUGUUCCAUGUGGAUGGCGGGGUGUUUUUGGAGUUUGGCGAUACGUUGGGCGAGAAGGUGGUCGCUGGGGAUACGUUGGUUUUGUUGCGGGGGGCCGGGAUGAUUCUUUAGUUUGGGUGUCUCGGGUCUCGGUUUAUUUGGGGGG
Aspergillus brunneoviolaceus CBS 621.78 is the source of this 1288-nucleotide messenger RNA. Its product is annotated as AN1-type zinc finger protein. Gene Ontology annotation, cellular component: cytoplasm. The transcript has a single exon. Gene Ontology annotation, molecular function: zinc ion binding. Bases 196 to 1254 code for a protein of 352 amino acids. The record is from RefSeq and is a predicted model, not a curated record. Lineage: Eukaryota; Fungi; Ascomycota; Eurotiomycetes; Eurotiales; Aspergillaceae.